Molecule: messenger RNA, 1002 nt
Organism: Fibroporia radiculosa
Lineage: Eukaryota; Fungi; Basidiomycota; Agaricomycetes; Polyporales; Fibroporiaceae
Exons: 4
Coding region: 1-1002 (333 amino acids)
Biological process (GO): SRP-dependent cotranslational protein targeting to membrane
Cellular component (GO): signal recognition particle, endoplasmic reticulum targeting
Molecular function (GO): 7S RNA binding; protein binding; ribosome binding
Source: RefSeq, a predicted model, not a curated record
AUGCCGGCGAAGUCUACUAUGCGUCCGUCAACGAUUCGAAGUUCUGCGAAGUCUCCGCCAGAAAAAUCUAUAUCCAACAAAGCGACGCACUCUAGGCAGAAAGUAGCACAUAAAAAACAACCACCAUCGGAUGUCGAGCGGCUGAAGCGCCUUUUCACGUCCCUGUGUGCACAGGUUGACGGUGGACAUUUUGCUAAUGCUAUCAAGACCUGCGAAAAGAUCCUUCGCAUCGUUCCUCACGAUCCGGAUGCGUUGCAGACCAAGAUAUUCUUGCUAUUGCAAACUGAUCAAUAUGUUACGGCUUUGUCCCUCUUAAAUGAUCUAAGCAAUGCUCAAGAUAAUCUGAAUAAACCAUUCGCAUAUGAGAAGGGCUAUUCGUUAUAUCGACUACAUCGCGAAUCCGAUGCUAUGGGCGUUCUGAAUAACAUCAAGGCAGAAGCUGGAAGCGACGAGGACAACAGAGGGGUUAUCCAUCUCGAGGCUCAGCUGGCGUACAGAGAGGGGGAAUAUCAGAUUGCCUUUGACCGGUACAACACACUAUUGGACACCGCCGAACCUCAUUCCGACGAGCAAGCAGAUAUCCUCACAAACCUUUCCGCGGCACAAGCACAUGUCGAUUUCCUGACAUCUGGCUUCCUAUCUGCACUAUCCUCACUUCCCUCAUCAGUCUCCGAGUCGCUCGAAUCUGUGCCUCCGCCUGCUCCUGCUGUAUCUACAGUAAUUGCUCAGAAUCUGUCUGUGCCAUCUCAGUCUCAGCCGCAGGGGAAGAAACCUCGAGCACGACGUAUCCCUAAGGGAAUUGUAGUUGGGGUCACCCCCAUGCCUGAUCCAGAGCGAUGGUUAAAGAAGAGCGAGCGGACGAGUUAUUUGCAUUCUCACGGGAAACGGAAGGGAAGAGGUGCUGGAGGGGGCGCGACGCAGGGGAUCGUAGAGAGUCCUGCUAUUGCAGGAGCCACUGGGGCAGGCGGAGGAAGCAAGGGCAAGAAAAAGGGCAAGAAGUAA